Messenger RNA from Spodoptera littoralis (African cotton leafworm), 855 nucleotides. NCBI's taxonomy places the organism in Eukaryota, Metazoa, Arthropoda, Insecta, Lepidoptera, Noctuidae. The record is from the annotation of a GenBank genome assembly.
AUGAAGCCGCUUCUAAACCGGCACACUUGCAUUCGCUCUGAUGAAGCGAAAGUGGUAUAUCAGAGUUACACGGUGAGAGAAAGCCCGGCGACAUUGGGCCGGUAUCGCAGAAGUGGGUUGGUGCAGGCGGCGGCGGCGCGCGCGCAACUAGGUGAGCGUGUCGAGGUCGUGACGUCACCCGCUUUCUCUGCGCGCGCGUUGUGCAACUACGCCCGCGCCGCUGCUGCGCUGCUCAUUGCAAUCAGCGGCAAUGCACCUUCAAAAGUGUGGAGUGCGGGCGGCGGGGCCGGCGGUGGAGGUACAGCAUGCGGUAGCAGCGGCAUGGACUUAAAGCACGAGGUAGCGUACCGCGGCGUGCUGCCAGGCGCGGUCAAGGCCGAACCAGGGGUCAGUCACAACGGCCACCAGGCCAACGGCCACGUGCGCGAUUGGAUGGCCGGCGGCGCGGGCGCGGGCGCGGGCGCUGGCUCCCCCUCACCUGGACCGCCGGUACAGCCGCAGCCGAACGGGUACUCCUCGCCCUUAUCCUCAGGCAGCUACGGACCCUACAGCCCAAAUGGAAAAAUAGGUAUGCAUUUUGAAGUUGAUUUUCCAAAGAACGUAACAGAAACCAAUGAAGGUAAGCAAAACGAAGUACUCACAGUAAAAGAAAAUGUCGCUUUUGAUGCAGCAUUCGAUAAUAACGAUGCUUGUGAUGCUACAACCACAAUAAUAAAUGUGGAUAACGAUAUUACACCACCUCAUUAUGGAAAUAUAGUCAACUCAAUAACAAAGAAGAAUAAUCCGAGUUGCAUAGAGUUAAAAAUUGCUAUACUUGUGUCUAAUACUAAGCCGCAAAACGCAGUGAAAUCUUAG